Messenger RNA from Penicillium taxi, 816 nucleotides. Its product is annotated as THUMP domain-containing protein. Lineage: Eukaryota; Fungi; Ascomycota; Eurotiomycetes; Eurotiales; Aspergillaceae. Gene Ontology annotation, biological process: tRNA modification. Gene Ontology annotation, molecular function: RNA binding. The record is from RefSeq and is a predicted model, not a curated record. The transcript is spliced from 6 exons. Bases 1 to 816 code for a protein of 271 amino acids.
AUGGGAGAGAAACGAAACAUGCCGGGCAAUUUGAACCAUUCGUCCAAGCGCAGAAAAGGUGGCCCUGGAAAGCCAUGGCAGCAACCUCGCAAAGGUGCCAUUGAAAGUGGUGAAUGGGGUGUAUUUGUGACCUGUGAUAUGGGCAGAGAGUCGAAAUGCAUCCGCGAGACCUUAGACGUCUUCUCCCAGAACGUCGAAGACGCUGCCGAACAGAAGGAUGAUGAUGAGGACGAUGGCGAUGAGGACGACGAUGAUAUCGAAGCCCAGAUCCGACGGGAGAUUGAAGGCUUGCAAACAAGCAAGACAAAAUCACGCCCAUUUUCUGCCACACAGCUCGAUAUACCAUGUGUUACCUUUGUCCGACUUGAUAAGUCAAUAGAGCCUGUAGAGCUGGUUCACCGUUUGUGUACAGAAGCACAAGCGAACCCAGAGAAGAAGAGCAGCAGAUACAUUAAACGCAUGACGCCUGUUACUGAGAUUCGAAAGACUCUCAGUGUGGAUCUAGAAGCUUUCGCAAGAGAGAUUCUUAAACCUCAUUUCCAUUCCGGAGGUCCGCCGAAGAAGUAUGCCAUUCUACCUACUCUCAGAGGAAAUGAUAAGUUCAAGCGAGACCCUGUUAUCAAGACAAUCGCCGAUGUUGUUGGUCCUGAACACCCGGUUGAUCUGAAGAACUACGAUCUCAUGAUCCUGGUUACUGUUGUGCAGAAUGUUAUCGGUAUGAGCGUUGUAGGAAGCGACUAUGAUAAACUAAAGCGGUAUAAUUUGGCUGAAAUCUAUGAUCCAUCACCAAAACCUACUGCAGAGACCAAGUCUUAG